Nelumbo nucifera (sacred lotus) is the source of this 5296-nucleotide messenger RNA. The record is from RefSeq and is a predicted model, not a curated record. NCBI's taxonomy places the organism in Eukaryota, Viridiplantae, Streptophyta, Magnoliopsida, Proteales, Nelumbonaceae.
UGAUAUGUUAUUCUCUUUCUAAAGCGUUGGCUGAGGAUUCCAAAAUUAUUUCGUAAGACCACAACAGUCUCAGGACCAUCUAGCUCUCCUACUUCUUAAAGUCUCAUCUCGCAUAUUAUUAUUACUAAGCAUCUGACUAACCUCGCCGAAUUAAUUAGAAGUAGCUCUCCUACUUCUUUGAUUCCUCCCUUUCUUUACAAUCCAAGCAACCUACCUAACGACAGGCAUCCGAACUGCCCUACAGCUAGGAGCCUUACCAUCGUUUCCACCUUCGAUGGAUCCGAAAAUUGAAAUCAAUACUGGCCACUUUAGAACAUCUGGUAUGCUGUCUUUCUCCUCUGUGCAACUUCACUGCUGACUAGAAAAGGAGAUUUCGCCUGCAAACACCUGCAAACAGAUGCCACUAGAUUGCUCUCUCCCAGCCAAACAGCAAUGGUUUCUUUCGCGAGGAACAGGCGCACUGUCAACUAUUGAACCAUCUGAAGAGAGGCGACAUUUGGAGUUGAGCCAAGCGUCAGCAAGUUGUGUUCAAUCUAAUUAUCUGUAAAUCGUAUCUUUGCUCCAGUUGUGUUUAAUCUCUUGGAAACCUUGUCCAGCUUUCAAAUAUGUAGGUUAUCCCAUACCGUCUCUCCACUCUCACUCUUUCACUCCGUAAAAAACCUCUACUCCGUAUUACUCAAUAAAUUCCUUUUAUGCUUACAGGUUUGUACGUUUUUGUUUUUGAUCUUUUUUGCGCAAUAUAUUCUCUCAUUUUUCAAUAUUGUAUCUUGAUGCUUUCCUUGAUUUGUGUCUGUCAAUUCGCGUUCACGGUAAUUGAUGCACCUCCUACGUGCCACUAGGAGCUUUCUCAGAUUUCCAACCUCCCUUUCUAAUCCCUCCGACGGCUCUAAUCUGGUAUGGACAAUCAUCGCUCGCCAUUACAACCAUAACUUCCCUUUAACUUCCUUAGACAAACUCGCUAACGCCAACCAGUUCAACCAAAUUCUCUCUUAUGCUAUCACCACAGGACUCUUCAACAACUCUUUUAUAGCAAACAAACUCCUCUUCCUCUGUCUUUCAUCCCCCAAUCUUCCACUUGCUCCUGCCCUUUUUUCUCAAAUCCGGAAUCCAAAUCUCUUUGCGUGGAAUUCCAUGUUCAGAGCUUACGCCAAUGGUUCUUCUCCCGAAGAAUCCAUCACUCUUUACAAUGCCAUGCGACGUGAAGGCGUCUUGCCCGAUAACUAUACAUUACCUUUUGUUCUCAAAGCCUGUGGGCGAUUAUCAGUUAUUGAGAAAGGGGAAGAGAUUCACUCGGUAAGUCUGAAAUUGGGAUUUGAGUUUGAUGUAUUUGUGCAGAAUUCACUUAUUUCGAUGUACUCAGUGUGUGGUUUGGUUGAAACUGCUAGGAGGGUUUUUGAUUUGGUUCCAGUCUGUGUCAGAGAUGUGGUCUCUUGGAAUAGUAUUAUCUCGGGGUACUUGCAGAAGGGCCUUUGUGAAGAAGCAUUGAAGGUGUUUGGUAAAAUGUUGGAUGGUAGAUCGGAGAGACCAAAUGAGUUGACUGUGGCAAGUGUACUGACUGCUUGUGGAAGGAUUGGAGACCUUGAUUUGGGUAAGAAGAUUCAUGGAUUUCUUAUGGCAAGUGGGAUUGUCUUUGAUGUCUUUCUGGGCUCCUCUUUGAUUGACAUGUAUGUAAAAUGUGGGCAAACAGAGGAUGCUCGGAAGGUUUUUGACAGACUGCCACACAGAAAUGUAGUCUCUUGGACUUCUAUGAUAGCAGGCUAUACCCAUUGUGGUCUAUUUAGGGAAGCAAUUAACUUAUUUAGGGAGAUGCAGGUUGCAGGUGUGAUGAUAUAUGAAGCAACACUUGCUUGUGUAAUUUCUGCUUGUGGACAUCUGGGUGCUCUUGAUCAGGGAAGUUGGGUACAUGCUUAUGGUGAAAGGAAUGGCAUCAAGAUGAACCUCCCAGUGAAGAAUGCAUUGAUUGAUAUGUAUUCAAAGUGUGGAAAUAUUGAUAAAGCUCUUGAAAUUUUCCAUGAGUUGAUUCAACCAGAUGUGUUUUCAUGGACAGUUAUGAUUUCUGGGCUUGCAGUGAAUGGUAAAUCUGAGAAAGCAGUAGACUUCUUUUCACAAAUGGAGAUGUCAAGUGAAGUCAGACCAAACGAAGUCACCUUCCUUGGACUAUUAUCUGCUUGUAGCCAUGGUGGAAUGGUGGAAAAGGGGUUUUAUUAUUUUGGUUCUAUGACAAGAACUUAUAAUCUCACCCCUCGUAUUGAGCACUAUGGAUGUAUGGUUGAUCUUCUAGGACGUGCCAGUCUUUUGGCUGAGGCUAAGAAGUUUCUCAUGGAAAUGCCCAUUGAACCUGAUGCAGUUAUUUGGCGAGCACUGCUUUUUGCCUGCAGGAAUAACAGGAAUAUAGAAAUGGCAGAAUUUGCAGCAAAACAGAUUCUGCAGUUGGAACCAAGAAAGUGUGGAACUCAUAUUUUGUUGUCCAAUAUUUAUGCUUCAGUUUCAAGGUGGAGUGAUGCAGAAAGAAUUAGAAAAAUUAUGAAUGUUCAUGGGAUUCAAAAGCAGCCAGCUUGCUCUUUUAUUGAAAUAAAUGGUGUUGUUCAUGAGUUCUCUAUUGCUGAUACUUCACACCCUGAAACCAAUAUAAUCUAUAAGAUGGUUAUUGGAAUGGAUCAACUUUUACGAUCUGAGGGAUACAUGCCCGAUCUUUCAUAUUAUGUCAACAUGUGAGGAGAAAGUUGAAGCAUAUUGGAAUCUAAAUCAACUAUGUUCUAUCAUCUGUGCAUGAAAUGUGCUUGUUUUAUAAACUGUAUGGAUUCAUUGCCAUCAAUUUAUCCAUAUCUUAAGUCAGGAGGAUUGGUAUCUUCAUUGGAUAAGAUUCUUCCCAAGUAAUGAAAAUUAUUUCUGCAACUUAAUGGAAGACGCUCAAUGAUCACUACAUCAGGUAUUUCCGCUUGGCAAUUCACUCAUUUGGUGUCCUUUUUCUCUACAGACUUUGUGAAACAAAGAGUUCCUUUAAGAAAUUUCAAGACAUUAAACCUGUCAUUGCGAUGGAAAGCAGGACUCAAGGCAAGAGGUUUGCUAUGUACUUGUCAUCGAGGCUUGUCUAGAGAACAUAGAAUAAAAAAUGAUGGUAAACACUAAACAAUGGCAUUUUAAUAUUUAUUUUUAUUAAAAUGUAGAAUAAAGAGCAAAAGCUGGCAUGAGAAAUGAGAUAAAUUCUUUCUUCUUGGAUUUUGAUAUGCAGUAUGAGAAGCUGGUUAAGGAUCUUUUUCCUCUUAACCUUCCCUCCUCCAAUUCCAGUUCCUCAUUGAAGCCCAACAACAUAUUUUUUUAUUAGCAACAGAAAACAGAAUUUUAUUAUAGAUAUAGCAGCACGACAAGAGGUUGUAGCUUUUCAUUACAAAUAUAGAGUAUGAGCAUAGCCCCUGCUAUCCCACCCCAAUACAGAUCUUACAAAUGAACCCAAUACAGCUGAUGUCUAGUAAUCCCUUGCUUCGCUAAACCAGCAGCCAAGCCAUUUGCUAAUCUUUGUACCCACUGAAUUCCUAUUUGUAUAGUCUUGAUAUCCAAUUAAACCUUUUGGUUUCAUUUCUGUAACACCAAUUUUAUCAUUCACAAAUAUAAUGCAAGGAGCUUUCUCCUUGGCCUUCUUGAAGAGAUCAUGAACCUGAGAAGCAUGAAAACCAACGAACUCAGAUCCAGAGAUGGAGAAGAAUGGAAUACCUGCUUCCCCAGCAAUUUCCUUAGCAAGAAGUCAUUCCAGUUUCUACAUGCACCAACUGCAGUAAAUCUCUUUGAUUUCUUCAGGACCUCCACUACUUCCAUGAAAUCCUGCUUUGGCUCAUUGACUUUAGCAUCAUCAAAAGUCACAGUAGUUUUUGGUUCCAUUUGGAACUUAGCCUUGGAUUAGCCAAAGGAAAGUAAAGCUGAGGGGAAAAAAGCGAGAGGCUCUUUGUUCAAUUGAGUCUUCUACUUGCAGCAACAAUGGUGGACUGCACUAAUGGUGACUACCAUGGUGACCAGAGAGAAGACAAUUGCAAGUAGGUUAUAAUCAAUCUCUGCAACCUGAUUCCAUCUUUUUUUCUUUCUUUUGCCAGUUGUGGUCAAGACCAAGUUUUCAUAGAUCCUGGCUCAUCAAGUUGCUUUACUUUUCAGUGACAACAUGCUUGCUCUAGUAACCUUCAAUUUAACAUUUCUCUGUAUUUGAUAACUCGAAGCAGAGGAGGAAGGGUGGUUAGUUCUGGCAUUGAAGUACCGCCCGGUUGCUGGUAAUUUUCUUCCAUUCACCAUUUCAAUCAGCUGCUGUGCAUCUGAUUAGAUGAUAACUCUGUUGAAGCACUGAAUCUUGCAGAUUUCAGACCUUUUAUUAGGGCUCAAAAUUCUGCAUCAUUGCUUCACUGUGUUCUGAAUGAAGUGCUUCUCUGUUGACCACAGAAACAACCACAAUAGUGAAGAUUGAAAAGGAAUUUUGCUUUUGUUUUACAAAAAUGUUGAAGAAGAUACUUCUAUUAAUAAGUUUCAAAAUCAUCAUCAUCAUCCAUGUCUUAUCCCAGCUAUAUGGGGUUGGUCACAUGAAUCCUGUUUCACCAAUCCAUUCUACUUAAAGCCAAUAAGUUUCAAAAUGGAGUGCAUAUAUUAAUAUUUUGUUUUUGGUAGGUAAUUUCUGAUGUUGGGCACACUUGGGAAAUUUUGGAGUUCUAAUGGGUUGAGGAUUUUAGGAGUUUCGGGUAGCUAAUAACUUUCUUUUCUUGGUGUAAGCUAGUAGAAUAUUCAGUUAUAUGAUGAGAUUGUUAAGGUUGUUUUAAGUUAGAUUUGCUCUGUUUCUCUGUGAUUUAUCAUAGGUUUGUUAUAGGAGUUCUGGGUCUCUUUAACCUGUUGUUUAAGUUAUAUUUGUUAUAGGUUGUUUAAGAAAAAGUUAGAAUUAGUAUUAUUUACCUGCUACUAGUCUGGAAUCAUUUUAGAAAAGUUGUUCCAGUUUAUGGUUGCUUUCCUGCUUCAGCGAAGUCCUUGCUAUCUAGGUGGUGGGUGCAAGGGAUGUCCAAGAAAGGGAGAGCUUGCUGGGAUGUGGUGCCUCUAGCAGUCUUGUGGACACUCUGGUCUGAAAGGAAUGGGAGAAUUUUUAGCAAAAGUCUAAUCCAGAGGAGGUGGUAAUCAAUUGUGAAGUUGACAUGUUAAGAGCUCGGUUGUCUACUUAUACAUGUUUCAGUGGUGAUGGCUUUUCUUCCUCCUUUUUGAAUAUAGAUUUUUUGGGGUCCUUAAAGGAAUGUUCUACAGAAACUUUUUGCACAGAGGACCAUACUUGUAUAUU